AUGCUCAGAAGCUUCUUCGCGUUCCUCGCGGUACUCAGCACGGGCGGCUCAGCCGCGCUCCUCUUCAAGUGUCUGCCGCUGAUCGUCAGGACACUGCCGCUGCCGGGGCCGCGGCCCACGCCCCCGCCGCUCCCGCCGCUCUCGCUGCCGUCGCCGCCAUCGUCCCCGCCGUCUCCACCGUCCGGUCCUCUCACCGGCUACGGUUUCUUCGAGUCGUGCCGCGAGGUCGGCUGGUCUAGUUCGGGGAACCCUUACCCAUACGGCCUCGCCCUGACUGUCACGUUUAGCCCCGACACGGACAUGGACGGCGUGUACAUCGAGGCGGCCACGCCGGAGGGCUCUGCCUGCGGCUGGUUCUACUGGCCCAAGCUUUGCUGGCUCAACCUGCUCUGCGCCUGCUGCAUCAUCGCGGUGAGCGGGGUGAGCAUCAAGGCUUUCGCCUACUACUCGCAGGGAAGCUUCACGUGCGUGCUCGACAACAUCGCAGGUGACCUGACGCAGGUGACCCCAGAGAAUCAGCGAAUGAUGACGUCGCCCUGGGCGUCUGUGGAUCUGGAGAUUCGCCGGCUCACCCUGCGCUGCCACGCCCUGACGCCUGACGCCAAGAAGCCCUCGCUCGACUCGCCGCUCUCCGACCCCGGCCGCCUCUGCCAGCCCUACCUGCUCCGCAUCUUCAUCGCCUUCCUCGCGGUCGUCGGCAUGGGCAUCUUGAGGAUCAACAGGUAUAUGGCAUCGGCCAUCCAAGCACCCCUCGCCGACGAUGCUCCGGCUGCUGUGGAUCGGGCAAGUCGCGGCGAACAACAGGGGAAGGCGGAGGCAAAGGACGACGAGGCGCCCGGCGACUGGAAAACGAAACCGCUCGAGAACGAGCGCAAGACUGAGUCCAAGAUGGACUCCUCUGAGGCCGCCAAGCACGGCGCCAACUGGUUUGGGGCCCUCUCCGGCGCGGAGGGGGGGGGCGGGGGCGACGGCGGCAAGGCGUGCGGCGAGGCGUCCGACGGCUCCGACUCGCCGCCCUACCCCUCGGGCACGCCCCUCUCGCCCAAGAAUCGGGCCAAGAGGCUCUCGCUCGACUCGCCGCGCUGCGGCCCCGGCCGCCUCUGCCAGCCCCACCUGCUCAGCAUCUUCAUCGCCUUCUCGUGGCUCGCGAUGGGUCCGCCAAAGGUCGCCGCCGCGGUCGCCACCCUGGCCGUCGUCGGCAAGGCGGACGGCGCCGUCACCGCGUGGGGCUGGUCUCCGUACGGCGGCAGCGGCGCGCCGACCGACACCGGCUACACCGCCAUCUACUCGACUUGUUGCGCCUUUGCCGCGGUCAAGGCGGACGGCGCCGUCACCGCGUGGGGCGGCUCUUCGUACGGCGGCAGCGGCGCGCCGACCGAUACCGGCUACACCGCCAUCUACUCGACGGGGUACGCCUUUGCCGCGGUCAAGGCGGACGGCGCCGUCACCGCGUGGGGCGGCUCUUCGUACGGCGGCAGCGGCGCGCCGACCGAUACCGGCUACACCGCCAUCUACUCGACUUGGCACGCCUUUGCCGCGGUCAAGGCGGACGGCGCCGUCACCGCGUGGGGCAAUCCUUCGUGGGGCGGCAGCGGCGCGCCGACCGACACCGGCUACACCGCCAUCUACUCGACGGGGCACGCCUUUGCCGCGGUCAAGGCGGACGGCGCCGUCACCGCGUGGGGCGACUCUUCCUCGAUUGCGACGCAACUUGCGAUUAACCACCCGUACCUCCAACUCCUAAGCACUUCGGGCGUCUGCCGCACGGACGAAAAGAACAAGGGCAACUUUGACGAGCUUUGGGGUAUCGAGCGGGGCACAUGGGGUGCCACGACAGUGUGUCUCUACACCCUCGGCUGCACCGGGUUCGAGUACGCCGUCGAAGGCAAGGCGUCCCGCUGCAAGCUCUUCAAGGGCCCCAUCCUCUCGACGCUGCCCGUCGGCGGCGCGAGCUGCUACAAGAAGGCGUCCAAGACGGAGCUCGGGCCGCACAAAAAGCGGCUCUAGUGAGGCCGUCAAGGGCGACCUCAAGCCGUCCUCCUUCUUCUCGCUGCGCGGACUCGAUCAUGAACAUCUCGCACGAGUAGAACCUCUCGCUUCCCCUCGGGGGAGUCCAGUCUGAUCGGGGAGAAUUGCCCCACGUCCGCGUAAGCAUUAGGCGCGGCAGACUUUGCAUGCUCGUCCCAUCUCCACAUCUUCUCAGGUCAUACCGACCUGGGGGGGGGCGUUGGAAUGCGGAGAUAGUAACUACUCUCUGUGAUGCCCUCUUGGCACUUUACUCCUGUCCCGCGUGGCUCAGUGUCUCACAUGAGUUUCUUCCCUCGAUUGUGUCACGCGGGGAGGGGGUCGCUUUCUGUUCUGCCUUUGUCCGCGGCUCGCGCUCUGCUUGCGGAACCUUUAUAUCUUUGUAGCAAUCUC
Molecule: messenger RNA, 2418 nt
Organism: Emiliania huxleyi CCMP1516
Lineage: Eukaryota; Haptophyta; Isochrysidales; Noelaerhabdaceae
Exons: 7
Coding region: 1-2007 (668 amino acids)
Source: RefSeq, a predicted model, not a curated record